Messenger RNA from Fonsecaea erecta, 1224 nucleotides. RefSeq lists its product as hypothetical. The transcript has 3 exons. The coding region runs from base 1 to 1224 and encodes 407 amino acids. NCBI's taxonomy places the organism in Eukaryota, Fungi, Ascomycota, Eurotiomycetes, Chaetothyriales, Herpotrichiellaceae. The record is from RefSeq and is a predicted model, not a curated record.
AUGUCCGCAAACCCGUGCGCAGAUUGUCACCUCGCGGCCCUCGGCCUGGGCGGACGAGGAGCUCAUUUGGUCAUCCCAUCAAUGAUUGCUCCCAUUUUGGCCUUUAUCCUCGUGGCGAACCGGAUCUAUUGGCGUAUGAGGAUGCUGGGCAGACUCGGUCUAGACGAUAUGUCGACCAUACUUGCUUUGAUAUUCCUUGUCAUUCAGUGCAGUGCUUCCAUUGCUGCGGUGAACUAUGGAUACGGCCGGCCGUUUGACCUCAUCAAUAAACGUCAAGCUGCGCAAGCCUUGAAGUAUUUCUUCUUGCUCCAGAUAUUCUAUAAGCUUACCAUCAACUGCACCAAGCUGUCAAUACUCUUCCUAUAUCUCCGCAUUUUCACCGAUCGCCCUUGGUUUGUUCGAACAUGUUGGAGUUUGGUCACGUUUGUGGUCGGUGCCUGUAUCUCGUUUACCAUCGCAACAAUCCUCCAGUGCAAUCCGAUUUCGCGGGCAUGGGAGCGAUGGGCGAGCGAUGGCAGUUGUGUUGACAUCUAUGCCUUGUGGUAUAGUAACGCCAUCUACAACAUUCUGACAGAUUUCCUCCUCGUGUUGAUGGUGCCGCCUGUAAUAUUCAGACUCAAACUGCCCGUGAGGCAGAAACUGGCUCUGACUUGUAUAUUCGGGCUGGGUGUGAUCGUGUGCGCCGCUUCAAUUUCAAGAUUGACAACAUUGUACUCCUCGGCUUAUGGCAACGACAUUACCGCUGGGUCUCUUGUGUCAACAAUUUGGACCACAAUCGAGGCCGGCCUCGGUGUCCUCUGUGCCAAUCUUCCCAUGGUGCGGACGCCACUCCAACAUUUCUUCCCCAAGCUGUUUCCUCCAAGAACUGGCACAGAUCACAUCUCCAGUACAGUUCCAUCUCAACGAAGUGGCCCAGUCAACGGCGAAGCACUAGCAUCUCCCGCAAGAUUAAUUCCGCCACAGGUCCCUGUGCGCAAGACAAGCCUUCCAAGUCAGACACGGGUCAAUGGUAUUCCUGAUACCAGAGGGGUGUUUCGUCAGAAGAGUUUGCGCGGGGAGGUCGCAAAGCUGCAUAGCACGAGUCGACUGGCACAUUUCCAGGAUAUCGAGACUCAGGGGGGAUACUCUGACGGCUCAAGCCGUCCACAUAUAGGCAUGGAAAGAAGGGGGGAGGUGGACUGGUACGGAGAACAGCAUCAAAUCUGGUCGCCGUGGCGGGCUUGA